This is a messenger RNA of Hermetia illucens (black soldier fly), 3339 nucleotides long. RefSeq lists its product as uncharacterized. The coding region runs from base 123 to 2966 and encodes 947 amino acids. Gene Ontology annotation, biological process: positive regulation of protein phosphorylation; DNA damage response; cell population proliferation. The transcript is spliced from 6 exons. The record is from RefSeq and is a predicted model, not a curated record. Gene Ontology annotation, cellular component: nucleus. NCBI's taxonomy places the organism in Eukaryota, Metazoa, Arthropoda, Insecta, Diptera, Stratiomyidae.
GUCCCGGUUAUUGCGCUAUAGAGAAUGUGAGCCCGUGGAGUGUUUACGUGAAGUGAUUUAGAUUUCGGUGAAAUUAGCUCAAAAGAACUAUCCAAUUGCAAGUGUUGUACCUGAAAUUAAACAUGAAUACACAAGAGAAGUUCGAGAAAAUAUUGGAAAGCUUCCUGCACAAGAAUUACAGAACAACAAACGAUGUCUACAUGGAGCUGCUCUUAUCGCAUUUGUCCGGGAAACUGGGCAAGGUUUCAGGCCACAAUGCUCUAUUGAAGUCUCCAUUCGUCCUUGUUUGGUUGGAAAAAUGUUUGACCGUAUUAGAAACCGACUCGAGUCAAUUACGAACUGAAGUAAUUGCCUUCAUGUUGAGGUUGAGUGCGCUUGUCGUAGAGAAUGAAUGGUUGCUGGCGCCAAUACGAGAAAAACGCAUAUUUCUCCGUAUUCACGACUUCUUAUGCUCAAAAGAAGGCACAAUGCCACCAAUGGUGAAAUUCGGUCAUGUUCAAUUCCUUGCUUCAGCUAACAAGUACAGCCUGGGACUAGGCUGGAUGAAGCAAACAGGCUCCUGGCGUUCAUUAAUUAGUUAUUGCCAACGCAAUCAAACUCUGUAUGUCGUGCGGGAAGCCGAAAAACUUCUCUAUGAUAUUUUGUAUAAUUACUCGGUGAAUCUGGACGAUGAGGAGCAAUGCAUUGAAAUGUUAAAUGAGAUCAUGAAGCCUUUAAUGGAAAGUGUAUUCAGCGAAGAUGCAGUGACGAUUUACGUUGAUGAUACCGAAUUGCAGCAGAAAUUAACACCAACAUUGCACUUGAUCAGUUUCAUACUACUGAAAUGUAUUGAAAGCGAAGUUAAAACUAAAAUUGCACAUUAUUUGCAGAAAACAUUUAAUUUGAACUUGAAUCUUUGGAAGUUGGCAAGUAUGACUCAAAAUGAACAGUUCAUGUUGAAAAUCUUCAAAACCUACGCCUUCCUUAACUACGCCCAAUUGCUUUAUGAUAAAUGGACUGGCGGCCAAAUACCACCAGCCGAAUUCAAUCGAUUUGGAAUGAACUUCUUCAAUGUGAUGAAAUUCUGUAUAUCGCGAAAAAGUUGCAUUAACGUUCUGAAAUUGGCGGAGAUCAAUCACAAACUGUGGAUCAAACUGGGUCCCCGAGCUCCAAACGAAAUUAUUAUUGAGAAUGAAUGCAUAAAAUUUGAGAACCAGUUGAUCAUGUACCACGUUAUACCGGUUCUCUUCACGUUUCGGUAUCAUAGACGCCUUGAGGAGGAGUUAUUCGACAACUAUAUGAUGAAGUUACUUUCAAUUUCCUGUGAGUUCACAUUGCGUGCCUGCUACUCCUACCGAGAUACUUUUUAUGAACAAAUUGAUAAGGUUCCGGAAUAUGCCUACAAAUCAAUACAUGGCAUUCUUUCGCUGGGUGAACUUUUGCAUCAAGACCGGGCCAUUCUGAUAUUUCAAACAAUGGCAUAUGCCUUGAAGGAGUUUGCAACAGAUGGAACAGUCCAUGCCCAUCCAAAGGCAGAUACAGAUUUACUUGUGAAAAUGCCAAAUCUAUUGUCGGCUGUUCUGGUAGGUUUGGAAGCGCUUAUACAUCGCUACAACAUAACAUGGAAGGAAUCGCUUGAAUCUACAUAUUUGCUGCACUUCACAAUGGCACUUUUGAACAAUCCCAACAUCACACAAAUACUAACUGUCCAGGCGCUGAAAUUAACUCAAACAUGUAUUGAGCACUUCUUGUCACCCAACUUGGCUUUGUUAGUGGACAAUUUUCAAGGCUCAGCUUUGCAACAUUUAGGGCCGAUAAUGAUGAAAAGAUUGCAUGAUAAUUCUUGGGAGGUCCGCGACAGCACCGUGGAAUUGGUAACGUCAAUGACCUGCAUAUCAUGCCUGAAAUUCCCAGCGUUCCAGGAAUAUAUCUUGGAUAGUGGGAUAUGUCCGGUGAUUUGGUCGAUGGCUAAAAACGAUUUGGAACCGUACGUACGUGCAUCUGCGCUCAAGUGCCUUAAUCAAAUGACUCAGAUCAAUUUAAUCUGGGAAAAUUGCUUAAGUCAAUACGACAUCAUGGACCAUCUUCUAAAAGUAUCUUGUGUCGAACCUGAGGGAAUUGUACGAAAAGAAGCCGUGUUACUCGUCACUCGAAUCUUCAGUAAGCGCAAAGUAGCGCCUCACCAUCUGGAUCUACUCUUCUCGACCAUGGUUCAUUGCACUGUAAUAGACUUACAUUGGGAAGUCAAGUAUAACGGAUUAGUCUUCUGGAAAGUCAUGAUAUACGCAGGCUUCGAAAAUCAAGGAAUGAUCGACGGUACUUUCCCUUCUGUUACUUUCUCAAAAGAAAAGAAGAAAAUUAUUACCCUAACGCAAAAGGAAAUUCUAUUGCGAAUCGAAAAGAUCUUGACAGAAUGUGCGGAUCGCGGAUGUCUCGGGGUAAUUAUGGCAUGUUUGAAUGAUACUUGUGAUUUAGAGGUUUCGAAGAGAGCCAUUGCGAUUGCGAAAAGAUUUCAAGGUUUUCUAAUACGCUAUGAGUUCACUGAUUACUUUUUGGAAAAGAAUGUCCAAGUAGCCGGCAUUAACACUAUGUCUAGCUUGGACGGAAGAGAAAACACACUCACAAACAAUCAAAUAGCUACAAAACGUGAAAACAUUAGCGAAGACGUUAACAUGGCUCAGGACCAAAUAAUUGAAUCUAUCAUAAGCGCUCAAGAUAUUAAUUUACUGUCCGAAGCCUAUGAGAAACAAAUGCAAAUGGGCGAUGAAUGCCCGGGGGAUGAAAUUCACAUCGAUCCUAAUUUGUACAGAGCAUACGCUCAGGUACGGCCAAUCGAUUUCGUUAGGGCAUUGAAAGUAAUGGAUUUAGACGCGCUGAUAAAUGAAAGAACAGAUUGGAUUGCGAAAAAUGAAAGUUUCGAUUCAUUGCUAGAUGAUAUGAUAUUUUCGAUUCAAACAUUAGAUGUGAAUGCAGCCGAUUGUUAUUAAAAUGCAUUUUAAAUCUGCCACAUCUGGAGGCUCGUGGGUACGGAAUACAGGUUCCGGCUCACAAGUAUGAGAAAUAAGAAACGGCAUAUGUUAAGAGAACAGGGAAACAGCCAAUAUUCCUUCUGUUAUAAAUUCAUUUUGUAGAGAAUAAUGAAAGUACGGUUAAGUCUGUGGUGCAUACUGUCCGUCAUUUCCGUCGCGUUGAGGCAGUUCGAAACGGUAGAUAAGGAACUAGGAUCGAAGUUAGAAAGAUCGAGAAAAAGUCUAAAUGAGAGAGACGAAGUUUUUUUUGAGAAUUUUAUCACAGUAUUGUCUGUGAAAAUUGUUUUAUAUUGUUAUGCAUUUAUAUUGGAAAUAUAAACUGUAAAAUAUA